Messenger RNA from Plectropomus leopardus (leopard coralgrouper), 2596 nucleotides. RefSeq names its product hexose-6-phosphate dehydrogenase (glucose 1-dehydrogenase) (gene h6pd). The record is from RefSeq and is a predicted model, not a curated record. Gene Ontology annotation, cellular component: endoplasmic reticulum. Gene Ontology annotation, biological process: pentose-phosphate shunt; glucose metabolic process; pentose-phosphate shunt, oxidative branch. NCBI's taxonomy places the organism in Eukaryota, Metazoa, Chordata, Actinopteri, Perciformes, Serranidae. Gene Ontology annotation, molecular function: glucose-6-phosphate dehydrogenase activity; NADP binding; 6-phosphogluconolactonase activity.
UUACGCUCAUGACAAUACCACGGCACUACAUUGCUGGCUCUAAAGGGACUAUAAAACAGCUGGAGAGAGGGACGUUGCUAUUAUUGUCUUUGGAGAUCUGUGAGUUUGGACGGUUAGAUCCAGAGCAUGUUUGUGACUGUGCUCCUGCUUCUGGUCACUCUGUGUGCCCAGGGAGGAAAAGGCGAGGAGAGUGCAGAGGCACAGAGACCCGGUCAUGUUUCGGUGGUGAUAGUGGGAGGCACAGGUGACCUGGCAAAGAAGUACCUGUGGCAGGGCUUCUUUGAACUGUACGCUAACCAGGUUAGUGGAGGAAACACCUUUUCCUUUUAUGCUGGAGGACUAUCACCUGCAGAUGCUGCCAAGCCUGUCUUCUUUGAGAUCCUAAAGGCGGUGUCCUGCUCCAAAGAUGCAUCACCGGAGCGCUGUGCUCUGCUAAAAGAGCAGUUCCUGAGGCUCGCUCAGUAUCGCCAGCUGAAGACUCUAGAGGACUACCAGGACCUUGCCAAGCACAUCAAACAAGAGCUUCAACAAGAGGGAAUAACAGAGGCAGGGAGGCUGUUCUACCUCUCAGUGCCAGCCUUUGCAUACGCAGAUAUUGCUGAUAAGAUAAAUAAUAGUUGCAGGCCGAGCAGCGGGGCGUGGCUGAGGGUGGUGCUAGAGAAACCUUUCGGACAUGACUACAGGAGCGCCCAGGUACUUGCAUCUCAGCUCGGAAGCUCCUUGAAGGAUGAUGAAAUGUACAGAAUUGACCAUUACCUAGGGAAGCAGGUGGUUGCAAAUAUUCUUCCAUUCAGAGUGGAGAACAAAAAAUAUCUGGAUCCCAUCUGGAACAAGCACCACAUUGAGAGAGUGGAGAUCGUGAUGAAAGAGACCCUUGAUGUUAAAGGUCGUAUUCCAUUCUAUGACCAGUACGGGGUGAUCCGCGAUGUGCUACAGAACCACCUGACUGAGGUCAUGACCCUGUUGACCAUGAGGCUUCCCAUGAAUCUGAGCAGCAGUGAGGAAGUCCUCCAAAACAAGCUGCAGAUCUUCAGUUCUCUGCUGCCCCUAGGAAAGAAUCAAGCUGUGAUUGGCCAGUACCAAGCGUACAAAACCGCAGUCCAGCAGGAGAUGAAUAAGACAAAAGAUCACGUCAGUCUCACACCAACAUUUGCAGCUGUAUUGGCACAUAUUGACGAGGCUCGGUAUGAAGGUGUGCCAAUCCUUCUGAUCUCAGGGAAGAUGUUGGAUGAACGGGUAGGAUAUGCACGCAUACUUUUCAAGAAUGACAUAUUUUGUCUUCAGAACCACAACAGCGUUUACUGCAAGCCUAAACAAAUAGUUUUCUACUUUGGCCAUGGCAAGCUUCAAUAUCCAGCAAUUCUUGUAAGUAAGAAUUUAUUCAAGCCGGUUUUGAUAAACGAUGAGUGGAAGGAAGUGACGGACCAUAAAGAUGUCAAUAUUCUAGGUUUGCAUAUUUCAGACUAUUAUGUGCAAACUCCACGAGAGCAGAAGGAAGCCUAUUCAGAACUUAUUUCUCACAUUUUUGCUGGACGUAAGAAUAGUUUCAUCAGUGCUGAACACCUGUUGGCUUCCUGGGGCUUCUGGACACCGCUGCUCAGCAGCAUAGCCACCUCUUUUCCCCGCAUCUACCCCGGGGGCGCAGACAAUGGAGACCUGCUGGAUGUCCGUGUGAAAGGGAAAGAAAUCAGCUUCAGCAAUGAGGUGGUGUUGAUCAGUCCUGAUCAGAUGGGAGGAUCAGCAAACGAUUUCCAAGUAAUGCAAGGUAAAUUUCGUAGUGCUGACAUGGUGUCCGCCUGGGCCGAGGAGCUGGUGGAGAGACUAGCUGAAGACAUACAGGAAGCAGCGGAGGCAGCAGUGCGUGAGGCAGGUGUUUUUCAUCUUGCCCUCUCCGGUGGGUCGACUCCCCUCGCUCUGUUCCACAGAUUAGCCCUGCACCACUUCUCCUUCCCCUGGAGGGACACCCAUGUUUGGAUGGUAGACGAGCGCUGUGUACCUCUGACUGAACUGGAGUCCAACUUCCACAGUUUGCACAACCAUCUACUGCAACAUGUGAGGAUACCCUAUUACAACAUCCAUCCCAUGCCAGUGCAGCUGAAUCAGCGUCUAUGUGUGGAGGAGGACGGAGGAGCACUGCUGUAUGAGAAAGAGGUCAGCAAGUUGGUAAACGGCUCCAGCUUCCACUUUGUUCUGCUGGGAGUCGGCUAUGACAGCCACACAGCCUCUCUGUUCCCUGGUAGUAAAGUGGAUCAACUCGGGGAGAGUCUGGUGGCCCUCACUGAGAGCCCUGUCAAGCCUCACCAGCGCAUGAGCCUCACUUUCAGCGCCAUUAACCGAGCUCGCACAGUUGCUCUUUUAGUGAUGGGCAAAGGCAAGCAUGAACUGGUCACCCAGCUGAGCCGAGUGAAGGACAACCCAGACAAGUGGCCCGUCACUGGGGUGAAGCCUGCUGAUGGCAGACUGGUUUGGUAUAUAGACUAUGAUGCACUUUUAGGAUAGGAAUUAAAUUCCUAAAUUUCAAUCAAAAAAUGUUUUUGGAGCAACUUAAACCCUUUAAAACCUGAGCAAAUUGGCUUGAUUUCUUUCAAAAGCAUGG